GUGCGGGCGCUGGCGCGGGGCCGGAGCGGCGGCCGCGGGCCGGGCGGGCACCGGCCCGAUGCGGCGGCGGGAGAAGCGGCUGCUGCAGGCGGCGGCGCUGGUGCUGGCGGCGCUGGUGCUGGCGCCCAACGUGGGGCUGUGGGCGCUGCACCGCGAGCGGCGGCCCGACGGCUCCCCCGGGGCUGCCCCCCGGCAGGGUUCGCACGCUGAGCGGAAGACGAUGGGAGCAGGGCUGGCCCUGAAGGACUGGCACGACCUGGAAGCCAUGAGGGCGGACGCGCUGCGCGUAGGGCCCGGCGAGCAGGGGAGGCCCUACCCCAUGACGGACGCCGAGAGAGUGGAGCAGGCCUACCGGGAGAACGGUUUCAACAUCUACGUCAGCGACCGGAUCUCCCUGAACCGCUCCCUCCCGGACAUCCGGCACCCAAACUGCAACAACAAACGCUACCUGGAGACGCUGCCAAACACCAGCAUCAUCAUCCCCUUCCACAACGAGGGCUGGUCGUCCCUGCUGCGCACCGUGCACAGCGUGCUCCGCCGCUCCCCGCCCCAGCUGCUGGCCGAGGUGCUGCUGGUGGACGACUUCAGCGACAGAGAGCACCUGCAGAAGCCUCUGGAAGACUACAUGGCACAGUUCCCCAGCGUCAAGAUCCUCCGCGCCAAGAAGAGGGAGGGGCUGAUCAGGACCCGGAUGCUGGGGGCCGCGGCCGCCACUGGUGACGUCAUCACUUUCCUGGACUCCCACUGUGAGGCCAAUGUCAACUGGCUGCCGCCCCUGCUGGACCGCAUUGCUCGGAACCGCCGGACCAUCGUGUGCCCCAUGAUUGACGUCAUUGACCACGACGACUUCCACUAUGAGACGCAGGCCGGGGAUGCCAUGCGGGGCGCCUUUGACUGGGAGAUGUACUACAAGCGCAUCCCCAUCCCCCCCGAGCUGCAGAAGGCCGACGCCAGCGACCCCUUCGAGUCGCCCGUGAUGGCCGGAGGGCUGUUUGCCGUGGACCGGAAGUGGUUCUGGGAGCUGGGAGGGUACGACGCAGGCCUGGAGAUCUGGGGCGGGGAGCAGUACGAGAUCUCCUUCAAGGUGUGGAUGUGCGGGGGCCGUAUGGAGGACAUCCCCUGCUCCCGCGUGGGCCACAUCUACCGCAAGUACGUGCCCUACAAGGUGCCCGCCGGAGUCAGCCUGGCCCGGAACCUGAAGCGUGUGGCGGAGGUGUGGAUGGACGAGUAUGCCGAGCACAUGUACCAGCGGAGGCCCGAGUACCGGCACCUCUCGGCGGGGGACGUGGCCGCACAGAAGCAGCUCCGAGCGCGGCUGGGCUGCAAGAGCUUCAAGUGGUUCAUGACCGAGAUCGCCUGGGACCUGCCCAAGUACUACCCACCCGUGGAGCCGCCCGCCGCCGCCUGGGGGGAGUUACGCAACGCGGGCACGGGGCUGUGCGCGGACACCAAGCACGGGGCCUCGGGCUCCCCAUUGCGGCUGGACAGCUGCGUGCUGGGCCUCGGCGAGGCGGCCUGGAGCAGCAUGCAGCUGUUCACGCUCACCUGGAGGGAGGACAUCCGACCCGGGGACCCCCAGCACACCAAGAAGCUCUGCCUGGACGCCGUGUCACACAUGAGCCCCGUCACACUCUACGACUGCCACAGUAUGAAGGGGAACCAGCUGUGGAGAUACCGCCCGGACAAGAGCCUGUACCACCCGGUGAGCGGCAGCUGCAUGGACUGCAGUGCGGGGGACCGGCGGGUCUUCAUGAGCGCCUGCGACCCCUCGUCUCCCACCCAGCGGUGGCUGUUCCAGUUCACCAACGCCACCGUCCUGGGCCAGUUCAGCGGGUCCUGAGCCGCCGCCUCUGCCCCAUCCGCCGGAGGGGCUCCUGCAGGUGCCCCCGCUGCUUCUCAGGGCUGUCCCCACACCCUGGGUCCUGGGGAGCCUCCGCCUCCACGGAAGAGCCCGGCGGGGCAUCCCUGUGUGCCUCUUCCUGCCUUCCCCCCCCCCCGCCUCCCCCUGCCUGACCGGCUCUUCCCAGCCUCAGAACAGGAGCUGAUACUCCCCCAAGCCCUGGGGAACUUGGGGGUCCCAGGAGAAACUGUCCUGUUGCAGGCUAAAAGGGGCCCCUUUUGACAGGGGCUGAGCCUUCCUGGGUUGCAGGCCCCAGAAAACAACUGGAAGAGGGUGCAGGGGGGACACCUUGGGGGCAGCUGCACAGGACAGACCCCCCCCCCGCCCAGCACAAGCCUGGCGCUGCCCCCACAUGUCUGUGCCUGCACGUGGGGGUGCCCUUCCCUGUGGGAGCCGCAGGGUGUAGAGCGCACUGUCCAGAUAAAACGCCGGUGCCUUUCUGAGAAGAAGCGCAGCUCUGCACAAUCCCUAAACUUGAACCAUUUCCUAGUGCCUUGCUCAACCCGCGGGGGGCUCACGUCAGCGCCUUUGCUGGGUUUAUGUUCCCAGGGGCUGGGCCCCGCCCUGACCACAAGUCCAGAUGGACCCCGGCAGGGCCAGGCCCUGCGAGCAGCCUCCAGUUUACUUUUCACCCGACUUUGCACUCUGAGACGGGCAGGCAGCCUGCCGUCCCCACUGCCGCUCCGGACGUGUGGCCCCCUGUCCCCAAGUCUGUUCUGAGCCUGAGCCACGGCGACGUGGCCCCCACCUGCCCUGGUCUCUGCUCAUCCACAGGAAUGUGGGGGCUCUUCCCGGCCCCCGCACUCUCCUGCCGGCCUCUGCCCCCAAGUCUAUGAGCGGGGCCUCCUGUGGGUGGGGGCAGGUGAGCCCCUUCCAGGUGGCCUCUCUGUCCCUCCCGACUCUGGCAUCAUCUCCGUCCUGAGGAUCGCUGCCACCUCCGUCCCCCGGGACACCGAGGACCUCGCGCCUCCUCGCAGGGCCCCACGGACGCCUCCAGUCGAGACACGGGCUCUUCUGCCCUGUGACCCAUGACCGUGCUUGAGUAAACGUCCAGUCUCUGCUUG
Molecule: messenger RNA, 2964 nt
Organism: Sorex araneus (European shrew)
Lineage: Eukaryota; Metazoa; Chordata; Mammalia; Eulipotyphla; Soricidae
Gene: GALNT10
Product: polypeptide N-acetylgalactosaminyltransferase 10
Exons: 12
Coding region: 59-1840 (593 amino acids)
Cellular component (GO): Golgi apparatus
Source: RefSeq, a predicted model, not a curated record